AUCACGAGGCUGUUUAGUACGGUGUGGUCUAAACAUUACAGCUAUCUUUUCUUGGUCACUGUACUGGCUAUCGUAAGAUUGGACACCUUCGUGAUCGUAAAAGUUCGAGGAUAAUCUCUCUCCAAAAGAUUCAUACACAAUGAGCGAGCUUACGAAUAACAAAACCAAAAUUGGACAGGAAAAUGUUUAUUACGAGAUGGAAUACAAAGGAGAAAACGAAGAUGGAACCUAUGAAAAAGUUAUUGUUAAAAAUGAAAGUCCCCAGGAACGACCAAGAGAGAGAGCACAACCGUAUAAAGAUCCAGAAGAAGUAAAAUCUCGCUAUUUCCUUGUUGUUGUGACUGCCAUUGCUAUUGCUUCCCUCUUGACAGCCGCUGCCACCAUGGUUUUAGCCUUUGCAAUGACCAAUUCACGAAGCGAUGUUUCGACAACUAGAGAGUCUUGCUGCGAAAUGUCAGAAAUUAACAAAAAUAACUUCUCGGCUCCUAGAGAAUCCUCGGUCUCAAAGAAGUUAAGGGAAUUGGACGCUGCAUUAGCUAACAUGAAGAAGGAGUUGGAAAUUAUGAAAAAAAAAGGCGAAAAUACAGCAGAAUUGUGGCUCAUCCUUAAUGGAACUGUAGAUGAGAAGUUUUUUUAUUUUCAAAAAAAAAUUCUUAAACUGGAUCAGAAGGUUGAUCAGGAGUUUAAAAGAAUUCGGCAAGAUGUAAAGCAGACAGAAGGAAGUUUGUUGAAUAAAACGAACACAUCUCUGCAAGAAUUCGAAAACAAGGUCAACAGUGAAAUUAAAGUUGUUUCACACAAGCUGAAUAAAACAAUUGCCCGUGGUGACUAUUUAUCUUCUUCAUUGGAAUCACUUGGGAAAAACGUAACGAAUCGUUUUGGAAAACUUGAACUUAGAGUUAAAAUGGAGGAAGAAAAGUCUAGCAACAUUAAAAAAAGUUCGGAUCACCACUCCGAGUUGAUCCAGUACUUGACUAAUAUGCUGAAUGACACUCGGGAGGAUAUGAGGAAUAUGUCUCGAGAACAAUCCACGGCUUUGGAACUAACUCAAAAUUCCACAGUUACGGAACUUCUAAGAGUUCGGAUGUUGGUGAACUCAGCGCAGACGAUUCUCUUGACACAGUUUAAGAAAAUGCAUGAAAACAUGACUGAAAAGGUAACAAAGGAAAGUGAGAAACUUGAUACCAGAAUAAAAGUUGAGGAAAACAAAUCAAAUACCACAAAGCAGGUCACGGAUCAACACCUCAAGAGGAUCCAGCAAAUAGAGGAAUUGAUCAACAUUACUCGUAAAAAAAUGAAAGAAGAAUCAAAAAGGUAUUUGACCGCGCUAUGGUUGGCAGGAAACUCUACAAAAACGGAUCUUCAAAGUAUACGCAUGGUUUUGAAUGCAACGCGUGGUAAUAUUGUUAGACAGCUAAAGGAAGUGCAAGACAACUUGACUAAACAGGUCAAGAACGUUAGUAAGAUGCCGGGUCCUAGCGGACCUCCUGGCUACAACGGAAGUCAGGGACCUGUUGGCCCUCAGGGAGCCCUGGGUCCUGCUGGUCCUAAAGGAUCAGGAGACUUUAGUCAAUGUCAAUAUAAAAAUACAAGUACAGUUGCGAUUCCUGGUAGCAAGAAUAGGAUACUUGUACAUAUUAAUCAGCCAACAAAUAAAAAGAUAAUGGCAGUGACAUGCUCAACGGAUUACGGCUCUGAGUAUAAUCUUAUAUCGACGGUGCAAAGAGGCGUCCUGAGAUACGUUUGCAUCUGUCAAGGAAAAUCCACAUUUUUCAAUGGAGGAACUAGUUGCUACCUGCACUAUUGGAUUUGCCCUUUAACAACGUAG
Pocillopora verrucosa is the source of this 1828-nucleotide messenger RNA. Lineage: Eukaryota; Metazoa; Cnidaria; Anthozoa; Scleractinia; Pocilloporidae. The record is from RefSeq and is a predicted model, not a curated record.